CAUUAAUUCUAUGUUAUGUUAUAUAUAGAUAAAAACCAGCUACUCCUUCACAGCAAAUUAGCCACUCUUGUACACAAGUAAAACCAAAACAAGAACUCUCAGGCUCAGGGGAGACUAGUAAUGGAAGAGCCACUGCUUGCAACGGCAAACAACUGCCUGGAUCAUCAAGGCUCAUCGUCCGAGGUUGCGGAAACUUCAUCAUCAUCAUCAUCGUUGCUAACAUGGGAGGUGAUUUCGAGUGAGAUCAAGAAGGUGGCUUACAUAGCAAUGCCAAUGGUGGUCACCACUGUUUCGCAGUACAUGUUGAGGGUCAUUUCUGUGAUGAUGAUCGGCCACCUUGGCGAGCUCUCGCUUUCGGGUGCUGCCAUCGCCACUUCUCUCACCAAUGUCACCGGCUUCAGUCUUCUGCUCGGGAUGGCAAGUGCACUGGAAACACUGUGUGGUCAAGCAUAUGGAGCACGAAGAUACCAGCUGAUGGGGAGCUAUACCUAUGGAGCCAUCAUAUCUCUGCUUUUAGUUUGUAUACCGAUAUCUAUUCUAUGGAUCUUCACGGAAAAACUUCUUAUACUGAUUGGCCAAGACCCUUUAAUCUCACACGAAGCUGGCAUUUAUUCAAUAUGUCUAAUUCCAACGCUAUUUCCAUACGCGAUUCUUCAAUUGUUGAUUCGCUACUUGCUGACACAGAGUUUGAUAUAUCCAAUGCUUUUAAGCUCUGUUGCAGCUCUGGUUUUCCACAUACCUGUAUCUUGGAUAUUAAUAUACAAAUUUGAAUUUGGAAGUGCUGGAGCAGCAUUAGGCAUCGGUUUGUCAUACUGGCUUAAUGUAAUCUUGCUUGGGAUUUAUGUUAAGUACGCGUCAUCAUGUGAAAAGACUAGGAUCGUGUUCUCAAAGGAUGUCUUUCCAAGCAUCAGAGAGUUCUUCCGAUUUGGCAUCCCUUCAGCCGUCAUGAUAUGUCUUCAAUGGUGGUCAUAUGAGCUGGCUAUAUUGCUCUCUGGGCUUUUGCCAAAUCCGCAACUUGAGACUUCAGUCUUGACAAUAUGUUUUGUAGUGGCUUCACUUCACUACUACAUACCAUAUUCUUUCAGUACUGGUGCAAGCACUCGAGUCUCGAAUGAAUUGGGUGCAGGGCAUGCAGAGGCAGCCAGACUGGCUGCUUGGCUUGCAACAUUUCUUGCAGUUAUUGAAGUGGUCUGUGCAAGCACAAUUCUCUUUUGCUGCAGGUCUAUAUUGGGAUAUGCUUUCAGUGAUGAGAAGGAAGUGGUGGAUUAUGUCAAAGAAUUGGCCCCCAUUUUAAGUCUUUCAAUUAUGGCAGACUGCUUAGCUACAAUGUUCAGCGGGGUAGCUAGAGGAGUCGGGUGGCAGCGCCUAGCAGCAUACGUGAACCUCGGAGCAUUUUAUCUCUGCGGAAUUCCACUGGCAUGUGUCCUGGCUUUUGUUUUCCACUGGAACGGGAAGGGGCUUUGGAUAGGUCUAGCUACUGCUGCAUUGCUGCAAAGUUGCAUGCUUAUGAUGAUAACAUUCUUCACAGAUUGGCAAAACCAGGCAAGAAGCGCAAGGAAGAGAGUAUUUGAGAGGAGACCUCAGCUAACUAUUGAAUGACCAGAAAUUUAUAUUGAGCUGAAAAGGCUUGCAGAACCAGCAUGUUCGGAUUGAGGACCACUGCAAGAAAGCGUUCAAAUAUAUCUUUAUGUUCCGCAGAUGUUUGUAUCAAAGUUUGUUUUUUUUAAUUAUGUUUGUAUUAAUUCAAGGGAAUUCUUAUGUUCUGUUAA
Messenger RNA from Daucus carota subsp. sativus, 1769 nucleotides. RefSeq names its product protein DETOXIFICATION 14. The coding region runs from base 121 to 1599 and encodes 492 amino acids. Gene Ontology annotation, molecular function: xenobiotic transmembrane transporter activity; antiporter activity. Gene Ontology annotation, cellular component: membrane. Gene Ontology annotation, biological process: xenobiotic detoxification by transmembrane export across the plasma membrane. The transcript is spliced from 7 exons. Lineage: Eukaryota; Viridiplantae; Streptophyta; Magnoliopsida; Apiales; Apiaceae. The record is from RefSeq and is a predicted model, not a curated record.